Messenger RNA from Racocetra fulgida, 290 nucleotides. Lineage: Eukaryota; Fungi; Glomeromycota; Glomeromycetes; Diversisporales; Gigasporaceae. The record is from the annotation of a GenBank genome assembly.
CGGUAAAACCGAAACUAUAGAAGAUCAUGACCAUCAUAUCACGACUAUCAUACCGUCAGGCUACGAUAGUAAAACAAUAACUGCAUUCGUUACUAAAGUAGUCACAGUAACCGUUACAGUAUAUGUUCCAGGCUAUACAACUACUCUUACUGAGUACAAGAAUGGUGAAACAAUAUCCUAUGAAACUUACUAUCCACCAAGUACUAAGAUUAUCUUGGAAACUGUCACUUCUGUUGCACCCGCUGAUUUUGUGUUUGAUGAGAGUAAAGCAAGAAAAUUAGGUCAUUAUG